Molecule: messenger RNA, 273 nt
Organism: Rodentolepis nana
Lineage: Eukaryota; Metazoa; Platyhelminthes; Cestoda; Cyclophyllidea; Hymenolepididae
Source: the annotation of a GenBank genome assembly
AUGGUCUUCGUCUCGUCUCCUGAGAAUCUCGGUCCCUCUCUAAAUGGACCCUGUAGGAAUGCCCUGAUUCCGAUGGACGUAACCUCCGAAUGUCUGGCUGCCAUGGCCCACAUCUGUCGAGGACUGCUUGUGAAGCCUUCCCUCAGAAGCCGAGUCACUCGUGAUGAUACUCUCAUGCUUCUAUUGCGAGUGAUGACUGGAGUUAUUAUCCUCUAUGAUCACAUUGAUCCCUACGGCGUCUUUCGCAAGACCUCCAAACUCGAUGUGAGUUGA